AUGUAUCUCAAGGCCAUAGACCGACACGACAGCUUACUCAACGAGUACGGCACUUUGGACCUUGUGAGGAGCCACACUAUCGUACCAGUUCCUCGACCGAUAGAUCUGGUAUCGGAUACCACAGGUUCAUACCUGUUAACAUCACGAUUACCCGGGAAACCUCUUGGACUAUGUAUCGACAUUAUGAUAGACGAACAAAUGAGCAUCCUUGUCAAAGACCUUGUUUGCUGUCUGAAGCAGUUGCGAUCAAUACCUAAGACUGUGUCCCCAGAGUUUGAAAUCACGGACACGUUGGGAAACGCAUGUCACGAUGCCCGAGUCAACGCUGCCAAUGAAUAUGACCCGGAACGAGGCGACUUCAUUGGGCCCUUUGCCACCAAAAAGGACUUCAACGACGUCCUCCGAGCCUACCAUCUGCCCGAAGUAGUCCAUCGGGAAGGGCACAGGAUUGUUCUUAGGCAUGGUGACCUCAACAUGCGGAACAUUCUCAUCGAGAACGGACGCUUCUCUGGAAUAGUGGAUUGGGAGAUGUCUGGCUGGUAUCCGGAAUAUUGGGACUACACCAAAGCGCAUUUCAUAACGAAAUACAAGUGGCGGUGGCUAAAGGCUGUGGAUGAGGUCUUCGCUGAGCUGGGGGACUAUAGCACCGAGCUUGAGAUUGAACGGAAGCUGUGGUGGUAUUGCUUUUGA
Anthostomella pinea is the source of this 690-nucleotide messenger RNA. The record is from the annotation of a GenBank genome assembly. NCBI's taxonomy places the organism in Eukaryota, Fungi, Ascomycota, Sordariomycetes, Xylariales, Xylariaceae.